ACUUCACAGAGGGUGAUCGCAUAGCUUUCAAGAACAAGCGCAGAAACGAGCUGCUUCACGAAGCAACAUGCCAGUAGCUAGCAGCAAUCACAGCAGCUAUAUCAUCACACCUCGAUGAUCGUCUGACCUUCAAUCUCAACCGCCCCAACCACCACCAUGACGGCCGCGAUGGACCUCCCCGAGCAGCUCGUCUACCUGAUCAUACGGUUCGCCUCAUCGAUUCCCGAUCUCCCUCUUGCUGUGCGCUCGCCGAGGACCACGACGACUCUUUCUCUGAAACAGCUCAUCCGACCUCACCUGCCCUUCAGCAAUGCUGCCUCGCGCCUGCGCCUCAUCUAUGCAGGAAAGGUGCUCGCAGACACCACGCCGCUCUCGAGCUCGUUACGAAUCCCGCCGCCUCCGCCGCCACCUCCCCGAAGAGAUGAGGCGCACUCGGAACACGGCUCAGACGGCAAGGGCAAAGGCAAAGAGCCCGUCCGAGACGUCCUCCACAUGCUAGACACCGCCGACAUACCCCCCGACGCGAAACGCUACUACAUCCACUGCUCCCUGGGCGACGCGCUCAGCGACGCCGAGCUUGCCUCCGAAGCCUCCCUCGCCCAGACGACCGAAGCCUCGCUCGAGUCGCAGCACACGUCGCUCGCCUCCGGGCGCCGCGCCAGCCGUGCCUCCAUCCACAGCGCCAGCGACCAUGGCCCCCGCCGGCGCUCCAGCACCGCAACAAAUACGCCUGCCGCACCGCAGGGCUUCGACCGGCUGCUCUCCUCGGGCUUCACGCCGCAGGAGGUCGCCACCCUGCGCUCGCAGUUCCAGACCAACCUGUCUUACACGCACACGCCGGAUAGCAUGCCCUCGGCGGCCGAGAUGCGCGCGCUGGAGGACCGGUGGCUGGACAGCACGGCGACGGACCCGUCGGCGGCGCUGGCGGGGGAGGGCGGCGAGACGGGAUGGGGUGCGGGGUUUGCUGUUGAGGAAGGCGGGCUGGAUGAUAUGCUUUGGGGGUACUUGACGGGGUUCUUUUGGCCGUUGGCCGCGUUUCAUUGGGGGUUCAGGGAGGAGGGGGUGUGGGCGCGGAGGAGGCAGGUCGCAGUCGUUAUGGGGGUGGUGCUCAAUGCUGCGUUUGGGUUCAUGAGGUGGAGUCAGUGAGUAAGCCUGUGGGAUAUUCAGUGCAAGAUACCAUAGGAGUUUGGGUCUCUACGCAAAAAGCUACGAGGGCACUAGAUGAGAGACCUAAGGCAUUAAGACCUCAGCCGAAACUGCCUCAGUGCCCAUUCACCUGCUCAAGCGCC
Messenger RNA from Paraphaeosphaeria sporulosa, 1289 nucleotides. RefSeq lists its product as uncharacterized. Lineage: Eukaryota; Fungi; Ascomycota; Dothideomycetes; Pleosporales; Didymosphaeriaceae. The record is from RefSeq and is a predicted model, not a curated record. Bases 157 to 1146 code for a protein of 329 amino acids. The transcript has a single exon. Gene Ontology annotation, cellular component: endoplasmic reticulum; Dsc E3 ubiquitin ligase complex. Gene Ontology annotation, biological process: protein processing. Gene Ontology annotation, molecular function: protein binding.